This is a messenger RNA of Oppia nitens, 2208 nucleotides long. It is a transcript of the gene mbo, whose product is annotated as nucleoporin 88-like. NCBI's taxonomy places the organism in Eukaryota, Metazoa, Arthropoda, Arachnida, Sarcoptiformes, Oppiidae. The record is from RefSeq and is a predicted model, not a curated record. Gene Ontology annotation, molecular function: protein binding; structural constituent of nuclear pore. The coding region runs from base 49 to 2196 and encodes 715 amino acids. Gene Ontology annotation, biological process: mRNA export from nucleus; ribosomal large subunit export from nucleus; protein import into nucleus. Gene Ontology annotation, cellular component: nuclear pore. The transcript is spliced from 3 exons.
GUCAAUGUAUGGCAUAAAUGCAUAUAAAGUAUAAAAACAUUAGUUUUGAUGAAAACAAUCGGCAAAUGUGUUGACAAUAUAAUGACAAACAGUGUUUGGAAAGCAAUUGACGGGUCACUCGACUGGUCGGAGACCGACACUCACGAGUGGCCAGAAUCGGCCAAUUUGUUGGCAUUGCACGACAAUCACUUGUUGGUGUGGCGGCCGAGUCUACAGUCGAUUUCUUGUCUGCAAUUGUUGUCCGACAAUACUGUUUGUCGCUCUGACCGACUUAGCCUAACAAACGCUCCGCUCUUCGAUGUGGACAGUCUUGACUUGUGUCGUACCGGUCGCUAUCUAGCUCUUUGUGGUAGCCGUGGCAUUCAUAUUGUCCAAUUGCCACCUAAAUUGCCGACCGCCGAUCGUUACAAUGUGGCCAAAGAGCCGCUAUUAUGCCGGUCGUGGCCUUUGGCCCAACGCUUCUUUGUCUGCAACCAUAACAUUGAAUUACUUUGCAGUCGUUGGCAUCCAAUCAGUCCUCACGAUUGCAUUGUUUUACUCACUAAUGAUAACAGAUUAAGACUAUUUGACAUCUUUGAAGAAGAAACUCCUGAACAGAUCAUUGACUUAUCCAAUAUUGAUAUCAACAACAAAUCCAUCACACAUUUUGGUGUAUCACCAAUCGCUUUCUCAUUGGGUGAAAAUGCAAUCAGCUUUGACUUCGCACCAUCGAUAUCCAAGUGCUACGACACAGAACCGUCAUCGAUGACCAAUACUGAUGAGUGUUUAACACCAAUCUAUAUUUUGAGAGGAAAUGGAGAUGUUUUGUUGGUUUAUUCAAGUUUUAAAUACUCGUACGUAUCGAACACUAUCUUCGGUCCGCUAACUAUUAGACCGCCGGCUGAAGACAAUUACGGAGUCGACGCGUGUAGUAUUAUAUGUUUAGACUGUGUACCACCCGUUCUCAUAAUUGCCACUUCAUUUGGUGUUCUUCAUCACUGCAUUGCCAUUGAUAGUGAAGAUGAUCUGGACUCAAAUCACACUCUUUUGCCUCAACCAACACUUUUUGUUUAUGAGACAAUUGAGUUGUCUCUUUCAUUGACUACAAGCGGUGACUAUCAGGACAUGAGCUGUUUGUUGCGACUACAUAAGGAUCAGAUGAUACCGAUGCGGUAUUUUUGUAGUCAUUCCUGUGGAGUUCACGCCAUAUCAAUCCCUUUCAUUUCACAACUUAAGUCAAAAGAUAUACAAGAGUUUCGCGAAGAGGAGUCAAUUGUAGAGCAUUUAAUUUGCACAAAAUCUGUUGCCGGAUCAGUUAGAUCUAACGGUGAUUCAUUGGGUUCUACCGUUCCAUUGGGUAUUGUAGUUGGCGUACGGAAAGGUUUUACAUAUGUUUUAGUAAUGUUAAGCUCUGGCGAACUUUUAUAUCGUCGAUUGACGCCAACAUAUAUCGCCCACAUCUUCGAUGAAACCGACAAUGAACUCGAAGAAGUUGACACUAUUUCAUCAGAUCUUUCUUUACCGAAAAUUAAUUUUAGUGAUUAUAUCAAACAAUUGCUUAAACGCAAUAUAAGCGUUCCGUUACUAAAAUCUAAAGACUCGUCAAAUAACGAUUUGUCGCAAAACUUAGAACUCGUGUUGACCACAACUGACACUUUGAAGACUGAAUACAUACAAAAGUAUGAUUUGGCGGUCAAUGCCAUUGAGAAACGGGUCAAAGUGUUGUCUAAUGACAAAGAUAUUCAGUUUAGAGAGUUAGACAAAUGUUUGAUUGAAAAGGAUCAGCUCAUGGAUUCACUGAUAGUCUUGAUCGACAAAUAUGACACAACUCGGGAACGACAGGAAGAGCUCUCAAAUCGAAUCGACAAAGUAUUGGAAAAUCUUCAGUUCCAAAGGCCUGAGUUGUCCGGCGCUGAGAUCCAGUUGAGGGAAGAGUUGAAUAGUGUGACCGAUAAGUUGAGUUCACACAGAAAUAAAUUACAACAAAUCAAAGUCAAAUGCAAGUAUCAAACACAACAAAAUCAACAAUUGGAUGAUAACAACGGCGCUCAACAACAACACAAUCGACAGCAAAGAAGUUUAUUGUCUAAUCAGAUUACCAUUCCUUCUCCCAAUCAAAUUAAAAGCAUCAAAGAAAUGUUGGCCAAUCAGUCAGAAUUAAUCACUGAUUUGGUUCAGACUCUCAGUACUUAUACUAAAAAUGAUUCGGAUUUGUAAUUAAUGUUAAAC